Molecule: messenger RNA, 3750 nt
Organism: Megachile rotundata (alfalfa leafcutting bee)
Lineage: Eukaryota; Metazoa; Arthropoda; Insecta; Hymenoptera; Megachilidae
Product: endothelin-converting enzyme 1
Biological process (GO): protein processing
Cellular component (GO): plasma membrane
Molecular function (GO): metalloendopeptidase activity
Source: RefSeq, a predicted model, not a curated record
UUUUUCAAUUUUCCAGAGACGUUUUUGGCACACGCCAAAGUGAACACGACCGCGUACCGAACGCGCAUUCGAUCAAAAUAGGUGCUGCCUGUUCAGUCAAUUUACCUCGUCGUUCGCGUCGCUAGAUCGCGUUCAUCAUCAACGUGCUUCGAAUGUAUGUCGAAGCAAUUAUUUAAUUUCAUAUUCGUUGCACCGUGGUUAACGCUGGUAUCGGUCGAGUCCCAUUCAACUGGAGUUUUAACGAUAUCUCGGUAUUCGUAUCGUACUUGAUUAGUCUAUGAAAAUUUUAAAUCGUAACCGAUAUAUUCGCGUAAUUUAAUUACUGGCGUGCGUUGAUCGAGGAGAACAUAAUAGCGCAUAUCGAUUAUAACAUCGUAUAAAGUAUAAACGGUGAAUGCAUAGUAUCUUCGAGUACAAAGUAUGCGCACGACCGAGCUGUCCACGAGCUGAUCGUUCGCGUUCGACCGAAGCAAAUAAAAUCGUGAUAAAAGAGAAGCGAUCGCGCGCUGUGCCGCGAUGUCGAAUAAAUGAAGCUAUUCGAGCAUUUAAAACGUCGCGUCGUGUCGCGCUGCUUGUAACCGACGAUGAACGAGUAUCGACGACACCCACCGACCACGGCUAUUACACAGGAACGUACGCGAUCGCGAAACUGAUGUAUAUGAAAUUUUACGCCAGUAAAAAUUCGCGAACAAGAAAAUCAGCGAAGAGUGCUUCUCGAAUUCGAAUCGAUCUUUGGUUGGGCUUCGUAGAAGGAGAUGGUAUUGAAAUGGAAAAUAAAAACGUGGACGAGCGCGCGCAUUUCGAUCGUCGAAGCAAAUAAAAGCCGUUCCUGAAGGACAGUUUUGUGGCGCGGAAGUGGAAGGGGAUUCGAAGAUUAUACUCGCCGGUCCGCGAGUCAAAAGUUCAGUUUGGUCUAACGUCUAUCUCGCGUCGCGUCUUGUUCGAGAUUCGAAUGCGGUGUAGAAGUUGUAAGAGAAACGCGCCGAGAGGAGAAAUCACGGAUGGGACAAGAGAAUAGGAAAUUUCAAAAUUGUAUCGGACUCCAUCGAAUCGAUCGAGAGUAAAUAAUCAGAAUUUGCUUCGUACUCGUGGUCGUUUCACGAACGCCGGGGAAUCACCGUCUCGACGCUUCUAGCGGGCAUCAAAGAUUUUUAGAGGAUCGGCCAGAAGACGAGCAGCAGCCGGUUUCGAAAGAAAUCGAUCGGUACAGAGACGGAACGCGAAGAUGAGAUACAAGGUAAACGAUCCAGAGAACGAUGAAAAGAACGCGAGGGAUGGGACGAAAAGGAACACGAUAAUUUUCUGGCAACGCGACCACGAAGAGGAGGAAAAAUUGAACGGGAAAAAAAUGAAAUUGGCGAUAACGAUUGGAUUGUUAACGGUAACCGUAAUCGCCUUGGUUAUAACGCUGACCUUGCAGAUAGCUAUUUUCCACAAAGAAGAAUACGAAGAAGAGAUGUGUCAGAGCGAAGAAUGCGUGAAGACAGCCGCUAGGAUAAUCGAGGCGAUGAACAGAUCCGUCUUACCUUGCGAUGAUUUCUACGAGUUCGCUUGUGGCGGGUGGAUUUCGAAGAACCCCAUACCGCAGAGUCAAACUUCCUGGGAUCAAUUGAGCCUUCUUAGAGAGCGACUGUUAACGGAUUUGAGAAUACUUCUCGAAGAGUCGGACGAAGGCAACGAUUCGAGAUCGAUCAAAUUAGCUCGAGACUUGUACAAAUCGUGCAUGGACACGGCGAGCGUCGAAGCACUGGGUCUGAAGCCUAUCCACGACGCGCUCGGCCGUUUGGGUUUGCCCAACGAUCCACCCUCUCCAGGCGAAAUUUUACCGGACUUUGACGUUUCGGAAAUUGCCGGAAUCGCGCAACGAGUGUUAGGCUUGAAUCUUUUCGUAAACUUUUACGUCUCCGAGGAUCUUCGAAAUACAACGAGAAACAGAAUAAUGGUAUUGGUAUCCGGCAAACACCGGAAAGGAGUAGCAACGAUAUCGAUUCGAAUCGUUUUUCAGAUCGAACAGGUCUCUCCGGGAUUCAGCGAGCGCUAUCUCCUCGAUCCGCAUCGCUUCCGAUCGGAGUUGACGGAGUACAAGAAAUACGUAAAGUCCAUGGUGGAACUGGCUGGAGCGGGAAACGAGAGUCAAGCCUUCGCCGAGGAAAUUUUCGACUUUAGUACAAAGAUCGCGAACAUGAUGGAGACACCGGAGCAAAAACGUAGCGAAAAUCACCAUAUUUACGAAACGACCAUCGACGGUUUACAACGACUUACGGAUUCGCGCGUGCAACAGUGGAAUUGGACGAGGUACGUGGAACACGUGUUUAGCGACACGAACGUGACGAUAGAUACAGCCGUAGAUCCCGUGCUCCUUAUAAAUUUACGCUAUUUGCAACGAUUGCCCGAACUGCUAGCGAUCACUCGAACCACUACGAUAGCGAGAUUCGCGUGGUGGAGCGUUUAUUCGACGGUCGCUCCGUUAACGUUGCAACGAUUUCGUGACCUGGGCUUCCAGUUCUCGCAAAAGGUUUUCGGCUUGAAAGAGAAGACGCCCCGUUGGAAAGCGUGUACCGUAAACGUGAACGCGAAUUUCGGCAUGGCACUCAGUUACGUAUACGCGCGUAAACGUUUCGACGAACAGGCUCGUGAAAAGACCGGGAAUUUUCAGGCUCUGGAAAUGUUGUUGGACGUGAAAGCGGCGUUCGACGAGAUGCUCGGUGAACUAGAUUGGAUGGACGUUGAUACGAGAGCUCGAGCGCACAAAAAACUGUACGCGAUAAGACCGUUCGUAGGAAUCCCAGAAUGGAUUACCAACUCGACGCAAUUAGAGAAAUAUCACGAAGGGAUGGAAGUAAUACCGGGACGACUGUUCGAUACGUUCUUGAAACUGACCGACGUAGGAAUUAAGAAAAGUUUCAGCAGCUUGCGCGAGAAACCGAAUAAAAAUCGAUGGAUAACAACCGGUACUACAGUGAACGCGUUUUACAGCGCGAUUUUAAACUCCGUUACUUUUCCAGCCGGUAUUCUGCACCCACCAUUCUACGGAAAUGGACUAGAGUCUAUCAACUACGGUGCUAUGGGCGCUAUAAUGGGCCACGAACUCACCCAUGGAUUCGACGAUCAAGGUCGUAGAUACGACGAAAACGGAAACCUCGACCAGUGGUGGAGCGCCAGGACGUUGCAACGUUACCACGAGAAGGUCGAGUGUAUAAUCAAACAAUAUAGCAGUUAUCGUUUACCGGAGUUGGGUAAUAAUUUUACGGUGAACGGCGUUAAUACGCAGGGUGAAAACAUUGCCGAUAACGGUGGGAUACGCGAGGCUUUCAGAGCUUACCAAAGGCUUCGAAAAAGAACCGGUGAUCGACAGGUAGUUUUACCUGGUCUUGCCAGAUACAGUCAACAGCAAUUAUUUUUCCUCGGUUUUGCCCAAGUAUGGUGCGGUAAUUAUACGAACGGCGCGUUAAAGUCGAAAUUAAUCGAAGGAGUACACGCGCCUAAUCACUUCAGAGUCAUCGGAACCUUAUCGAACAAUCAGGAUUUCGCCAGAGCAUGGAAUUGUCCUGUUGGAAGCCCGAUGAAUCCGCCUCGCAAGUGUAUUUUGUGGUAACCGAAUACGCCGAGCUUGGACCGUGCGGACGACUCUGUACGCGCUUUUUAACGCGCACGCUCUCGAAUAUACAUAUUUCUAAUAUAGAUAUUUCCUUCGAUUCUAAGCAGACUUAUUUGUAACUUUUAGGAACUAACGCGUAACUCAACAUCAAA